Molecule: messenger RNA, 1152 nt
Organism: Cuscuta europaea
Lineage: Eukaryota; Viridiplantae; Streptophyta; Magnoliopsida; Solanales; Convolvulaceae
Source: the annotation of a GenBank genome assembly
AAACAAAACCCACUUUUAUAAGAUGUGUGUAAAAUGAAUGGAUACCUUUAAGGUGAGUAAAUUGAUGAGCAUAAGGAAACGUUUGAUCAAAGCUCAAUCAAAGACCAAAGCUCAGUUCCCCAACUGCGUGCUGUCUGAUUCGCUAAAGGACUUAACCAACUACAGCUGGGGAUAGUGGGGAAGAGGAAUUAGGUAGUCCAGUAAGUACAUCACAGCUUCUGAAAUCCAGAUUUCUACUUACCUUCUAAAUGAUGUUUGAUUUCAGAUUGGUUUAUCUUAUCUUCUGUCUAAUUCAACACCCCUUUAUUGCAUUUCCUAUUUUCCCUAAUCCAAGUUUCCAAAUCAGUCUUCUUAUGCAUUACAAACUAUUCAGAAUCGGCUGAGAUGGAGGAAUGGUCAGUAGCCGCUGUAACCACGUGAUGCAAUAAAUAGAAGCUGGAACCAUUCUUUUUGCUUGCUUGAUGGAUUGUCAUAGAAAAGAAUCAAAAGCAUCAAGCAGGAUCGAUGACCGCCUAACCAGUGAUGUUGUGGUAAGACUUAGAACACAGGAUCGUGAUCACUGGGUUUAUUGCCAUUCUCAUAUCCUUGUCCAACAAAGCAAGUAUUUUGCUGACCGGUUAUCCGACACCUGGCCCAUGUGUCAAAUUCUCGACUCCCGCAACUGUGUUGAGGUUCACUGUGAAGAAAGUGACUUCGACCACACACUCCACGUCCUACGUCUCUUGUAUCUCAUUUCAGAUUCUUCAGUGAAUGCUGAUAUUUGCCAUGGUGUAAGGACUGCCCUUGGCAUUUUACAGGCAGCCUUCAAGCUCGGCUGCCCGGAAGUUGUCACUGCAUGUGCAGAAUAUCUGGAAGCUGUCCCAUGGGAGGAAGCUGAAGAAGAAGAUAUCCUAAAAGUAAUUCCAAACAUGGGAUCCCAAGUGGGACCUGUACUUGCCCGUCUACAACCUGUCACUCGCUCUGCUAUAAUCAAACUAUUUGUCUCAGCAAUGCGAUUCGCCACCUCCUCACCUCCAGAAUCUUUGAAUGAUCUAAAAAGAACAGCUCAAGAACAGCUCGAGUACAUGCUGACCGAAGAUGACGAUGGCUCUCUAUUAACAGCUGAUAGUAAUGAGGUCAAACUAGAAGUGGUGCAAUGCAUUAAGAGACUCC